Messenger RNA from Acanthopagrus latus (yellowfin seabream), 3213 nucleotides. Its product is annotated as protein IWS1 homolog. NCBI's taxonomy places the organism in Eukaryota, Metazoa, Chordata, Actinopteri, Spariformes, Sparidae. Bases 199 to 2325 code for a protein of 708 amino acids. The record is from RefSeq and is a predicted model, not a curated record. Gene Ontology annotation, cellular component: nucleus. The transcript has 15 exons. Gene Ontology annotation, biological process: poly(A)+ mRNA export from nucleus.
CGCACAUGUGCGCAUGCGUACAUGAUGUAUGUUACACCAUUUUGGAUCUUAGGGCUACUGGAGCUAGCUGUUGCUGUUAGCUUUCACAGUGCGUCGUUACGUUGAUCGGGUUUAUUUUCCCGCUUUAUUGUUAAAGUAGAACAAACAGAGACGUGUCCUGUGUUCGGUUCUGAUCCGGAAUCUGUCUUCGUCUGAGAAAUGGACGGAGAAGAGGACGACUUCAUGUCCGGGAGCCAUUCCGAUGACGGAGGUGGCACUCCAGUUCUGGAUGAACACCACGAGUCAGACGGCGAGGAGGUUAGGAGCGACAGACAUCAGUCUGAGGAUGAAGGCAGCAACGAUGAAGACACCCCCAACGCCAUGGAGACCAGUGGCGCAGCCAGCGGUUCUGACAACGAGGAUCAUCGAGGGGGGGGCAGCGACUCUGAGGGCGAGGCCCCGCAACGUCGCCAUGACGACGACAAAAGUGACUCAGAGGCGGAGGCUCCUCGGCACGCCGACAGCGACGAUGACUCCUCUCCUGUCAAACGCAGGAUGAGCGGGUCAGACAACGAAGAAGAGGAGUCAUCACCCGUCAAACACAGAGCUUCAGAUAACGAGGAGGGGGGAGGGUCCUCUCCUCCCAAAUGGAGGAGGAGCAGCUCGGACAUGGAGGAGGAGAAGCCCAAAGCUGCCGCAGACAGCAACUCAGAAAAUGAGGACGCCAAACCGGCUGUGUCUCCUGACCGGCGGUCCAAUGCCAACAGUGACUCUGACACAGAGACACCUGCCAGACGCAAGGCAGCACAGAUAGACUCUGAGGAAGAGGAGAAGCAGGAGGAAGCUCAGGGAGGAGGAGGUGGAGGAAAGUGGAAGUCUGUGAUGCAGUCUGACAGUGAGGAGGAAGAGGAGGCGGGAAGGAGGAGGAAGGCUGCAACAGCAAGUGAUGGAGAGCAGCAGGAGGGGGAGGAGCAGAAGGAUGAAAGUGACGAUGAAGACGAGAAGCCAGUGAAGAGGAAGAAGGCCAUCCUGUCCGACAGCGAGGACGAGGACGAGGACAAGGCAGACAAACAAGCGGUGAAGAGGAGCCGGGCGAUGUCAGACGAUGAGAACUCGGACAGCGACGGAGUGCCCGGCGGGCCCGAUAAGAGCCUGGCAGCCAAACUGAGAGAGCUCGGCUCGGACAGUGGCAGCGACGACGACGACAGGACGAAGGCGGCAGAGGGGAAGAAGGAUGAGAAGGCACUGUUCGGCAGCGACAGCGAUUCUGGAGACGGAGACCAGGAGGAAGAGAAAAUGAUCGCAGACAUCUUUGGAGAGUCCGGAGACGAGGAGGAGGAGGAGUUCACAGGCUUCAACCAGGAGGACCUGGAGGACAAGAAGGAGUCCAAGAAGGAGACGCAGGAGCAGAUGGAGGAGUCCGACUCUGAUGACGGAGUGGACCGCAGCGGCCAAGAUACCAGCUUCAUGUCGGACUUUGACAUCAUGCUGGCGAAGAGAAAAGCCAUGAACAGUAAGAGGAGGCGUCACCGUGACGGCGGGACGUUCAUCAGCGAUGCCGACGACGUGGUCAGCGCCAUGAUCUCCAAGAUGACUGAGGCCGCCGAGGAGGAUCGAACUCUGAACAGUCAGAAGAAACCAGCGCUGAAGAAACUCACCCUGCUGCCACAAGUCGUCAUGCACCUGAAGAAACAGGACCUGAAGGAGACGUUCAUCGACAGCGGCGUGAUGUCGGCCAUCAAGGAGUGGAUCAGCCCGCUGCCGGACAAAUCACUGCCUGCUCUGAGGAUCAGGGAGGAGCUGCUCCGGAUCCUGCAGGAGCUGCCCAGUGUGAGUCAGGAGACUCUGAAGCACAGCGGUAUCGGCCGGGCCGUCAUGUUCCUCUACAAACACCCCAAAGAGUCUCGGAACAACAAAGACCUCGCUCUCAAGCUCAUCAACGAGUGGUCGCGGCCCAUCUUUGGCCUCACGUCCAACUACAAGGGGAUGACGAGGGAGGAGCGCCAGCAGAGAGACCUGGACCAGCAGAUGCCUCAGAGACGACGACUCAGUUCUGGAGGUCAGACGCCUCGCAGAGACCUGGAGAAGCAGCUGACCGGAGAGGAGAAAGCCCUGCGACCCGGUGACCCUGGUUUCUGUGCUCGAGCUCGGGUGCCGAUGCCCUCCAACAAAGACUACGUGGUCCGACCCAAGUGGAAUGUAGAGGUGGAGUCCAACAGGGGUCCGUUAAAGAAGGGGAUGUCUCGAGUGGAUAAACAGAUGCGUAGAAUUGCUGACAUCCGCCGCCUGACGAAGCCGGGUCACGCUGUUAAAAUCAGUGUGGAAGGAAACCGGAUGCCGCUCUGAUUUUAACCUCCAUAGGAUUUAUUCACUUUAUUUUUUUUUUUCUUUUUAAUGUGUUGCUCCUGAACAAUCCCACAUUUCUCCUCCCUCCUCAGGUCCAGAUCUGCCUUACUGAAGGGCUGAGGUCACUGAGACUGAAGUCAGAAUGUAAAUAUCUGCAGUAAACUGAAGUUACAACAGCUCACAGCAUCAGCUUUGUUGUUCACAUUAGCUCCAAACCAACUGGAUCCUCAGGUUUGACUCAUCUGAGAACUUUGUUUGUCACCAUGAUUGCUAACAUUGUUAACAGUCACUUUACUUGGUGGUAAGGCUAAUGCUAAAUGUCAGUAACAUUAGCUAAUGCUAAUGUUAACUUGUGUUGUGAUUUAGCUGCUAGCUGCUAACGUUUACAGUCGGCUGUUAGCUGGGUCAGUAUUGUGACUGUAGCCGUCAGCUGUAUGUUGUAAAGGUUUAAUCCUCAUGAAUCGGUCUUUAAAGUAACGAGCUCCAUGAAUUAUCGCUCUUCAUCCUGUUGGUUUGGACAGAAAUCCGAUCUGAAGAUCAUUCUGGUGACAUUUGAGGUUUUUUUCCAACAAGUUUUAAGUUUGUCAGAACCUUCUUAUCAUGUUUCAGAACAAACUCCUCCUCACACCCGCUUUGUUUUAAUGUGAAGGUGUUUUGCUACCAGGUAGGCCAGACCUCCUCUUCCUCUUCCUCCUCUUCCUCUUCCUCUUCCUCCUCCUCCUCCUCCUCCUCCUCCUCAGUCCAUUUUGUCCCCUCUCUGCUCCCAUAGCGGCUGUACAGAAGUCUGUAAACUGUCUGCAGGUCUGAUUGUGUGAAUCAGCCCGUCCGUCUGCACUGUUCUGGAUCAGAUGAUACUUUUCUUAAUAAAGAUUCAACAGAAAACAUGAA